Molecule: messenger RNA, 380 nt
Organism: Gryllus bimaculatus (two-spotted cricket)
Lineage: Eukaryota; Metazoa; Arthropoda; Insecta; Orthoptera; Gryllidae
Source: the annotation of a GenBank genome assembly
AAUUUUUCAACUUUGUUUUCGAGAAUGGGAAUUGAAAAUUAUUUCUUUGUUAGGUUUGGAAACAUAUGGUGGUACAUCAUCAAAUUCUUUACAUUUGAAGGAAGAAGCCUACUGCAUUGCCCAGUUUAGGAAAGAAUUUAAAUCGAAUAAUAGAAUACUUUUUAUUAAAGGAAAUAGAAUAGGUAAAUGUAUAGCAACAAUAUUAAAAAAUACAUGCAAACGUUUGUAAGAUAUCAGUCACGAUUAUAUUUUAGUUUAAAAUGAUAUUCUUCAUAUUAAAACAAGAUACUACCAGCACAGUCUCUUCAGUUUAUGUGAAUUUACCCCUUUAUAUUAUGUUAAAAACAAUAAAAAUUACAAGUAAAAAAACUAGUAAUUGA